Staurois parvus is the source of this 281-nucleotide messenger RNA. The record is from the annotation of a GenBank genome assembly. Lineage: Eukaryota; Metazoa; Chordata; Amphibia; Anura; Ranidae.
AUGGGGCCCCUGGGCAAUAGGGGAUCAUGGGGCCCCUGUGUCCUUCCCAAACUCAAAAAAGCCUAUGAAAAAGGUACCAGGGGCAUCUCAUGGGGCCCCCUACUGACCCAGGGCCCUCGGGCAGUGCCCGAGUUACCAAAUGGUCAGUCCGCCCCUGGCUAUUUCUCCUUGGGAUGAUCCUGAGUAAGACUGCUUUAGACAUACAGAGUUUUUUUUCAGUGCUAGCUGGGAUGACCAGAAGCUGUUUAUUGCUGUCUGUGUCCCCUUUAGGGAGAUUCACU